GCCGCAGGAGCCCGCGCCGCCGCCGCCGCCUGCGCCCAUGGCCUUCCUCACCGCCUGGAAACGAGCGGCGUUCCGGAGAAGCCAGCGCAGGACGCCUGUGAGCAACCUCCACGAGGCCCUGGACCAGUGCAUGAUCGCCCUGGACCUCUUCCUCACCAACCAGUUCUCAGAAGCACUCUGCUACCUCAAGCCCAGAACCAAGGAGAGCAUGUACCACUCGCUGACGUAUGCCACUAUCCUGGAGAUGAAGGCCAUGAUGACCUUUGACCCUCAGGACAUCCUGCUGGCUGGCAACAUGAUGAAGGAGGCACAGUCGUUGUGUCAGAGGCACCGGAAGAAGUCCUCAGUCUCGGAUUCCUUCAGCAACCUGGUGCACCGACCCACCAUGGACCAGUUCACGGAAGAGGAAAUCCACGCCGAGGUCUGCUAUGCAGAGUGCCUGCUGCAGAGAGCGGCCCUGACCUUCCUGCAGGAUGAGAACAUGGUGAGCUUCAUCAAAGGCGGCAUCAAAGUUCGAAACAGCUACCAGACCUACAAGGAGCUGGACAGCCUGGUGCAGUCAGCGCAGUAUUGCCAGGGCGAGAGCCACCGGCACUUUGAGGGCGGUGUGAAGCUCGGCGUGGGAGCCUUCAACCUGACUCUGUCCAUGCUGCCCACGAGGAUCCUGCGCCUCCUCGAGUUCGUGGGCCUUUCCGGGAACAAGGACUACGGGCUGACACAGCUGGAGGAGGGCGCUGCAGGCCACAGCUUCCGCGCCGUGCUCUGCGUCAUGCUGCUGCUCUGCUACCACACCUUCCUCACCUUCGUGCUCGGCACCGGCAACGUCAACAUCGAGGAGGCCGAGAAGCUCCUGGCGCCCUACCUGAAGCGGUACCCUAAGGGUGCCAUCUUCCUCUUCUUCGCUGGCCGGAUCGAAGCCAUUAAAGGCAACGUUGAUGAGGCCAUCCGGCGGUUCGAGGAGUGCUGUGAGGCGCAGCAGCACUGGAAGCAGUUCCACCACAUGUGCUACUGGGAGCUGAUGUGGUGCUUCACCUACAAGGCCCAGUGGAAGAUGGCCUACUUCUACGCCGACCUGCUCAGCAAGGAGAACUCCUGGUCCAAGGCCACCUACAUCUACAUGAAGGCUGCCUACCUCAGCAUGUUCGGGAAGGACGACUGCAAGCCGUUCGGUGACGAUGAAGUGGAGCUGUUCAGAGCUGUGCCAGGCCUGAAGCUGAAGAUUGCUGGGAAAUCUCUGCCCACAGAGAAGUUUGCCAUCCGGAAGUCCAGACGCUACCUCUCCCCCAAUCCUGUCUCCUUGCCUAUCCCAGCUCUGGAAAUGAUGUACAUUUGGAAUGGCUACGCAGUGAUUGGGAAAGAGCCGGAACUCACAGACGGGAUACUUGAAAUUAUCAUCAAGGCUGAAGAGACUCUGCAGAAGGGCCCAGAGAACGAGUACUCAAUGGACGAUGAGUGCCUGGUGAAGUUGCUAAAAGGCUUGUGUCUGAAGUACCUGGGCCACACCCAGGAAGCUGAGGAGAACUUCAGAAGCAUCUCUGCCAAUGAAAAGAAGAUUAAAUAUGACCACUACCUGAUCCCAAACGCCAUGCUGGAGCUGGCCCUGCUGUUUAUGGAGCAAGGGAAAAAUGAAGAUGCUGUCAAACUCUUAGAAACUGCCAAACAAAACUACAAGAAUUACUCCAUGGAAUCAAGGACACAUUUUCGAAUCCAGGCAGCCACCCUCCAAGCCAAGACUUCCUUAGAGAACGGCAACAGAUCCCUGGUCUCGUCAGUGUCCUUGUAGUUUUGUGCAGCACUCCCAGCCUGAAGACAGACACAGCUGACAAAGCUCCUGGAAACAUUUCAAAACAAUUCCUCCCCCAUGCCCUGCCCUGCCCUGCCCUGCCCUGCCUUUGGGAUCACUGGUGUGCCCAGUGAAGGGCACCACAGAGGUAUCCGUGCAGAAGUGAAGCCAGCAAUUUCACCAGUGUGGCCAAGGGCCUUUGCCAAGAACAGAGCAGGUGGAGCACAUGGACUGCCCUACACACAUACGGGUACUUGUUUUUUCACUGUGAUGUUUAAGAGAAUGUAUAAAGUUUACAUUUUCCUUAGAAAUAUAUUGAUGAGAUCAUAGUUGGCUUAAAAAAAAAAAACACCAACCAAUCACCUGUAAAUCUUUGUUUUAACUGAUUGCUCUCGAAAACAUUCUCAUAACACCAAAGACCGAGUUGCUUUUCAAUCUUCAGCAAGGGCUAGAAAGACUUCUCUGAGAACCCGAGGAAUCCAGGAGGACCGGAAGGAUCUGCACUUUCUGGGGUUUGGGUACAGGGAUUACACAUACACUUCACUCCUUUCUAAGUUAAUUUUCAUUUCCUAGCUCUUCAAUUUAACAAAAAAGAUCAAAGAUGUCCUUUGAUUUGAGUCCACCAGUACAGAAUAGGGAAUCUGAGGCCUGCUGAACGAGAAACUGGGCAGCCCUUUCUGUACCAAAGUCAAGAAGUUUCAGGGAAGGUCCUGAAACCAGCUUGCAAGACAAAACACAGGGAAACAUUUAUUAAAUAAACCUUCCAUACUUCACUCUGAAGUAUACUGAUCUACUGAGAGCAUUUUUUCUCAACAGUUAUUUUCAGGCUGAUAUACACAUUUUAGACUUUACAGUUAAAAGAGAUAUUAAAUAAAACACACUUAAGAAAUCAUGCAACAUCUAUUUCAAUUAAAUAUGUGUUGCUUCAAUACUUGGGGAGGUCACAAAUUUGGUUCUGAAGUCGUAUGGACCUGUAUGUUCUAUGUAGACAAUAUGUUUAAAAUUUUUCAGAAUGUUUCUAAUAUUUAAAAUGGUGAGUUUUCACAAAUAAAUCUGGUUUCUGGCUUCUUCUUUUAAAAUCUGCCUUGCAGUCAGCAGCAGCUGAGUAGAGGUUACUUUUCUUCAAGCUCUUGUAUUACCUUCCUGGCUUAAAACACUUGAAUUUUCAAGCUCUGGGGCUGUCAAAAGUGAGAACUCUUAAAUUCAAAACAAAAACUAAACAUAGCUAGUUUUAUACUGGAAGAUAAGUAUACUGCAACUUAACUAUUCCCAGGAGGUAAAAUCAUGUACACAGCACAAAGAGUUACAUUACGUCCACUU
Sorex fumeus (smoky shrew) is the source of this 3103-nucleotide messenger RNA. RefSeq names its product tetratricopeptide repeat domain 39A (gene TTC39A). Lineage: Eukaryota; Metazoa; Chordata; Mammalia; Eulipotyphla; Soricidae. Bases 38 to 1783 code for a protein of 581 amino acids. The transcript has 18 exons. The record is from RefSeq and is a predicted model, not a curated record. Gene Ontology annotation, molecular function: protein binding.